AUGGCUCCAGUUGCGGUCGAGGACAUCAUCGAAGCUCCGGUCGUGUCCAAGAAAGGAGCCGGCUUUACCAAUGGUGCCGUCCAGAAGCCGACCCUGGCACGAUAUGACGCGAACGAUCCGGCCACGACGACGGAUCUUCUGGUCGAGAUCAUUGAACGCGACGGUGGUGUUAUCGUGGAGAACAUCAUCUCCAAAGAACUAGCCAGCCGUAUCAAGUCGGAGCUGAAGCCUUAUUUCGACACAGACAUGGUCGACCCUUCAGGUUUCUUCCCACAUACGACCCAGAGAGCUACAGGUCUGCUUGCCCGGUCGGAAGGGUGCGUAGAGUUAGCCAUGAAUCCCACGUACAUCAAUGUGGCAAACAAGAUGAUCUCUUCGACAUUUACGUACUGGACUGGCCAGAGACAAGAAACCGUCACAGCGAAGCCGAUCAUCUCCUCGAGUGUCGGCUUCCGUGUGAAUCCAGGCGGUAGGCAACAGGGACUGCACAGAGAUGACGCCGACUAUCACACUCGCAAUUGCGACAUGCCCAUGAUGCUCGGGUGUGUGACUGCCUUGACCAAGACAACAGCCGAGAACGGCGCCACAAUUGCGAUCCCUGGGUCGCAUGUUUGGGGUCCAGACCGUUGCCCAUACGAUCACGAAGCUAUUCCAGCAGAGUUGGAACCUGGUGAUGCCUUCAUCUUUGUCGGCAACCUAUAUCAUGCUGGAGGUGCUAAUGUUACCAAAGACCAAGCUCGCGAAACGGUUGGAAUCUUCUUAUGCAAGCCGACCUAUCGUCCUGCUGAGAACCAGUUCCUCAUGGUGCCUCCCGAGAAGGCUAAGCGGCUGCCACCACAAGCACAAAGGCUUUUAGGUUAUGGAAUUUGCCGUCCGUCUCUCGGCUUCAUGGAAUAUCAAGAUCCCAUGCGUGUCCUGUUUGGGGUCGAAGACGAGGAAACUGUUGACAUGUAA
Cladophialophora yegresii CBS 114405 is the source of this 954-nucleotide messenger RNA. RefSeq lists its product as uncharacterized. The record is from RefSeq and is a predicted model, not a curated record. The transcript is spliced from 3 exons. Bases 1 to 954 code for a protein of 317 amino acids. NCBI's taxonomy places the organism in Eukaryota, Fungi, Ascomycota, Eurotiomycetes, Chaetothyriales, Herpotrichiellaceae.